Molecule: messenger RNA, 663 nt
Organism: Sclerotinia sclerotiorum 1980 UF-70
Lineage: Eukaryota; Fungi; Ascomycota; Leotiomycetes; Helotiales; Sclerotiniaceae
Exons: 1
Coding region: 1-663 (220 amino acids)
Molecular function (GO): triacylglycerol lipase activity
Source: RefSeq, a predicted model, not a curated record
AUGACCUCCGUCCCCGCCUCGGGCAGUAUCGAAGAGCGCGCCGCUGUAUUAGGAGAAGAUAUUGCCGCGAAAGCUAAUGGAAAAAACGUUAAUAUUAUCGCGCAUAGCAUGGGAGGACUGGAUGCACGAUUUAUGAUCUCGAGAUUACAGCCGCAAAAUGUAGAAGUGUUGAGUUUGACGACGAUCGCGACGCCGCAUCGUGGAAGCGCGUUUGCGGAUUAUUGUUUUGAGGAGAGUUGGUGGCAUGGGAUGAUUCCUAGGUUGAUUCGCAAAUUGAAUGAGGUGGGUAUUAGUACGGGGGCGUUCAUGCAGUUGACGAGGAAAUAUAUGAAUGAGGAGUUUAAUCCCAAGACGCCGGAUGAUGAGCGCGUAAGGUACUUUAGUUAUGGAGCUACCUGUGAUCCGAAGCUGUGGAGUGCGUUUCGGAAGAGUCAUGGGAUUGUGCGGAAGGUCGAGGGUCCGAAUGAUGGGUUAGUUAGUGUGGAGAGUAGUCGUUGGGGUACGUAUAAGGGGACUUUGGUGGGAGUUAGUCAUUUGGAUUUGAUUAAUUGGACGAAUAGGGUGAGGUGGAUGGUGGGGGAGUUGACGGGGAAUACGAGGAAGUUUAAUGCAAUUGCUUUUUAUCUUGAUAUUGCGGAUAUGCUGGCGAAGGAGGGGCUUUAG